Molecule: messenger RNA, 632 nt
Organism: Esox lucius (northern pike)
Lineage: Eukaryota; Metazoa; Chordata; Actinopteri; Esociformes; Esocidae
Product: gamma-crystallin M3-like
Exons: 3
Coding region: 47-580 (177 amino acids)
Biological process (GO): visual perception; lens development in camera-type eye
Molecular function (GO): structural constituent of eye lens
Source: RefSeq, a predicted model, not a curated record
GCUGCGUAUCACCUUGUAUCCAUUGGAUACCCAAAACAAAUUUACCAUGAUGGGAAAGAUCAUCUUCUACGAGGACAGGAACUUCCAGGGACGUUCCUAUGAGACCAGCUCGGACUGCCCUGAGCUGACCUCCUACCUGAGCAGGUGCAACUCCUGCAGGGUGGAGAGCGGCUGCUUCAUGGUCUACGACCGUUCCAACUUCCAGGGAAACCAGUACUUUGUGAGGAGAGGAGAGUACGGUGACUACACUCGCAUGGGCAUGUCUGACUGUAUUAGAUCCUGCCGCAGCAUCCCCAUGCACAGGGGACAGUUCAGGAUGAGGAUCUACGAGAGGGAGAACUUUGGUGGCCAGAUGCAUGAGAUGAUGGACGACUGCGAGAACAUGAUGGAUCGUUACCGUAUGUCCGACUGCCAGUCCUGCCACGUGAUGGAUGGCCACUGGCUCCUGUAUGAGCAGCCCCACUACAGAGGCAAGCAGAUGUACCUGAGGCCCGGGGAGUACAGGAACCUCAGCAGCAUGGGGGGCACCCCUGGAAACAUCAGAUGGCAGUCUAUGAGGCGUAUCAUGGAUUCCUGUUAAUUCACUGUUCCAUGUGAAUUUUAGCUUUUUAAUAAAGGAUUGUAUAAAAGCA